AUGGAAUAUUUCUACAGUAAAGAAAGAAGACAAAUAGCUAGAGACAGGCCAAAAAGAGGCCCAGAAUACGCUUCAUCAGCAUGGCUUCCUGGUAAUGAAUCAUUGUGGCAGGCCUCGACUGUUCCAUCAAACCAUCGAAAUAACCAUACCAGAAGACACAGCAUAACUUCGGACAGUGGAGAUACUGGCAUUGGGACUUCUUGUUCUGACAGCGUGGAAGAUCAUUCAACCUCAAGUGGCACGUUAUCCUUUAGGCCCAGUCGGUCAUUGGUUACCCUUCCUACUGCCCAUGUGAUGCCCUCCAACGCCAGCACUUCCCGACACAGGGACUCUUUGACACCCGAUGGCUCAAAAUGGAGCAAGAGCCUCGUGCAAACCAUGGGAAGUCGCAGUCGGGAGGAGCAGGACUCUUCACUAGACAUGAAGGACAUCCGGCCCAUCCGGAAAUGGUCAUCUUUAUCCAAACUCACUGCCCCAGCUAACUGCAGUCAACAUGGCUUGGCACACACAGAAGAGUCCCGGAUUGGCUUGGAAAAGACAGGGAGGAGCAAGGUGUUACCUUCGCAAUUAAGGACUCUUGGGCCUACCAGCUUCCAUGAUAGUUUGGAAAUGCUUACACUAGAGGACAAAGAAGUCAAUAAAAAACGGUCAUCCACUAUCGACUGUAAAUAUAAAUAUGAAAGCUGUAGCAAAGAGGAUUUUAGAGCCUUUCCCUCCACACUUAGGAGACAAACUUUAGAUAUGACAUACAGUGCCUUACCUGAAAGCAAGCCCAUUAUGACAACUUCAGGGGCUUUUGAACCUCCAAAAUAUUUAAUACUUGGUCAACAGGCAGUAGGUGGGGUUCCCAUUCAGCCUUCUGUGAGGACGCAAAUGUGGCUUACAGAGCAGUUGCGGACAAAUCCUUUGGAAUGUAGAGCUACAGAGGACUCUUACAGUUUAGCUCCUUGGCAACAGCAGCAAAUUGAAGAGUUUAGACCAGGGAGUGAAACACCGAUGCAGGUUUUGACUGAAUCAUCUCGUCAAAGUUAUUCGCCUUCUGAAUAUCAGGAUUUCAGUAAGUGGGAAUCAGUGCUGAAAAUCAAAGAAGGACUGCUAAGGCAGAAAGAAAUUGUAAUUGAUCGGCAGAAGCAGCAAAUAAACCACCUACAUGAGAGGAUAAGAGAUAAUGAAUUACGUGCACAACAUGCCUUGUUAGGACAUUAUGUAAAUCGUGAGGAGUCUUACAUGGCUAGUUUGCAGCCACAAUACGAGAACACUUCACUUCAGGGGCCAUUUUCAGAACCAUCAGUAUCUAAUUCCCAGCAGGAAGAACUUGAACAAAAGCUAGCCUCGGCUGAGAAAGAAGUUUUACAGCUCAAUGAGUUUCUCAAACAGAGACUAACCCAAUCUACUGAGGAGAAGAAGAAACUGGAGGAGAAGCUUAAAACCAGAGAUAGGUACAUCAAUAGCCUGAAAAAGAAAUGUCAGAAGGAAUCUGAACAAAACAAAGAGAAGCAGAGAAGAAUUGAGACCUUGGAAAAGUAUCUAGCUGAUCUGCCAACCUUAGAUGAUGUACAGAGUCAGAGUCUGCAGCUUCAGGUUCUAGAAGAGAAAAAUAAGAAUUUGCAAGAGACUUUGAUAGAUAUGGAGAAAAAUCUUGAAGAGAUCAAGAAACAGUGUCAAGAGAAAGAAGCACAGCUAAUUUGUCAGAAAAAUAAAGAAAAGGAGUUGGUAACCACAGUACAGAGUCUACAGCAAAAAGUGGAAAGGUGCCUUGAAGACGGGGUCCGUCUGCCCAUGUUAGACGCCAAGCAGCUCCAGAACGAGAACGAGAACCUCCGAGAGCAAAACGACAGUGCGAGUAAGAUAAUAGGCAGCCAACAAGAUGAGAUCGACGGAAUGAUUUUAGAAAUUCAGUCUAUGCAAGGAAAAUUAUCUAAAGAGAAAUUGACUACUCAAAGGAUGGUGGAAGAACUAGAAAAGAAAGAAAGAAAUAUACAGAGAUUAACACAAGCAUUGCAUGGGAACCAAAGACAAACAGAAGAGACCUGCUCUUCGCUGGAUCAGAGUCAGGAAGCCGGCCAAUCUAGGCAGCAGGCAGUUCCUUCCAAAUGGCCGUUAUUUGAUUUGACUGUGAUUGAUCAGCUGUUCAAGGAAAUGUCCUAUUGUUUGUUUGACCUGAAAGCAUUGUGUAGCAUUCUGAAUCAGCGUGCUCAGGGCAAGGAGCCUAACCUGUCACUAUUACUGGGAAUCAGAUCAAUGAACUGUUCACCUGAAGAGACUGAGAAGGACCACAGCCCAGAAACACUCACCAAGAAACUGUCAGAUGUGUGCCAGCUACGGAGGGACAUCGACGAGUUACGGACUACGAUAUCCGACCGCUAUGCUCAGGACAUGGGCGACAACUGCAUUACCCAGUGAUUGAGUUGGACCCCACAGCAAUAAUGAGACUUGCUAAGUGCCGCGGUGUUACGUUUCUUCGUGUUUCUUUCAAGGAGCCAUCAUGGAAGGUGGCAAGGCACAUGAGACUUGCACAUAGGUGUUUUGUUUUUGUUUACCUUUUCUUUCCCCUGUGAAUUUUAUACUGCGGGGGAUGGGGGGAGGUGUAAGAAAGUCUUUAAAGGGUUUGUCUAAUCAGGCCCCCAAAAAUCAAUUUAUUAUUUGAAAAAUGUGAUAAAGUAUUUAAGAAGGAAAAAAUCUGUAUUCUCAACUACUGUGUGUCAGACCAAGCUGUGAAGAGUACCCUCAGAAAGAAGAAAAAAGGAGCAGGGUUUCUUUUGAUCCUCUAGGGUUCUUUUUGUUUUGUGCCUGUGUGCUGUCUUCCUGAAAUUACAAGGAUUUACAAGGUCAAGGCAGUGCUUCUGCAAAGGGCACAUGCUGCUGCCGCCCGAGCUCUUGUUCCCACAGAAGCAUGUGUGGGACCGUGGGGGUUUGAGGGUUGCUAAACCAGAGUUCUAACCGCGGGCAAGUAUUUGAAUAGUAGUCCAAAAAGCAAAGCCAUUUGUAUUUGUAAUAAUCACUGUGCUGAAACGAUGAGCUUGUGGAGUUGGGUUGAUUUUAGUACUGCUGCUAAGCCGUGUUUUCUAGAGGGACUGUGGACUGCCUUAGAGGUGGGAAAUGGUGAAGCAGUGGAGUGGUGUUUUUUUUAAGCAUAGUAAUUUAGAUUACAAGGCAGUUUAACAUUACUUAAACUAAUUUUUAAUAUGCCCUUUGCUAUUUUACAGUGUUCUAUUUAUAUGUUUUGUAUAUCAGUGUAAACAAAGCCAUAUCAUUAGUGCAGACUUAAGUAAGGCCUCCUAUCAUUAUUGUAAAAGAUGACUAAGACAGUGACUCUGGAACGGUACCUUAUUUAUUGACUCUCAGCGUUCACCCUGUAACACUUUUGUGUCUGAUUAUUUAAAGUCAAAACUACUUUCAGAGAAAGCCCGUAUGUGAUCUUUUUAUAUGAAUAUUCACUAUCAUAAAACAACACCCAAACUUUAGCUGAUACUUUCAUUCAUUUUAUCUGGUAAAGUCCAUUAAAAAUACAGUUUCUCAUCAAGUAUUACCAUGGCCAGGUUAUCUCUGCAAUAGGAGUACAGGGUAUUACUCUAAAAUGCAACUGAUUUUUAAGAAGAUUUAACUAAACUUUCAAAUGGGCGGUAUUGUUCCUUUGGUAGUUGGCACUUUAUGGGCACGCUGCCUUGUAUUGCCUGAGAGCAUCCACUGCACUCCUUGUAAUGGCAACUCUUUGUCCUUUGCAAGAUGUGAUUUCUUGAUAGACAAACAUUAUUUAUAGCAAAACUUUAAAAGUGGUAUAGACAUGAGGAGUCGCAAUCAAGCAAAAUACUGUUUUGGUCAGGAGCCAACCACAUUUCUGUUGCCUUGCCGGCUCCUGGGCAGGAAGGGUGCCCCUGGAAAAGAACUCUUUGAAAUCCGUCCCGUGUUGGAAACAUCCAGGGGGGAGUCUAACGCCUUGAAGGAGACCAUUCCAGAAGGCAGUUUAGAUUUUCAGUGUAUAAGGCAGUUCUCAAUAAGGUGUGAUUCAGCCAUAGUACACUGUAAAGGCACCAGAUUUCCCUUCUGGUCAGUGUCAGUGCUAGCUAAUAUUCUGACUGACUUUUUAGGAUCAGGGCACUAAGAAAAGACAGCACUGUAGUCAUUGUGCACCCGGCGUCCCUAACCUGUAGAAAAGACUGAGUCGCCGUAGGAAUAUGUCUUUCUAAUGUCUUCAUUAGUUUUUAUUAGUAGUGGUUUGAAAGCAAUCAGGGAAUAGUAAAUUUGUACCAAAAAUCUCAUGCAAACAAUUCUGCUGUACAAGCAUUUACAUCUGUGAAAGUACCCCUUUACCGUGAGUGGAUUCUAGCACCUAAAGCAGAUGAGGCGAAAGUACAACAAACACCUCUUAUCUUCUCUUUGAGCAGAACUCUUCCCUCAGCUCCAAGAGUAGAAACUAAGAUACCCUAAAGCGAUAGUAAUACUGGGCAAACAAUCAAUGAUGUGGGCCACCUCUUCUUUAAAUAUCUUCUAGGCUUUAAGUGUGUAUUUGGGGGAGUUGUAUUGUUGUUUAGUAUUGUCAUUUGACAACACUAUUGUCAUUUGACUCAAUUUGUAGUACAUUUUUGGUUUACUGGUUUAGUUGGGAUAAAAUAACUUUUUAUUAUUUAAUAUGUUUUCUAAAACAACACAUUUCACUUGAGAUAAAAAUUUUUUUAACUUAAUGCAUUUCAGUUUUCAAAAUGCAUAUCACCUAUGAAAAAGGGGAGCUAAGAUUUAACUUUUUGGAAUCUGGAGUUUAUAAGGGAACUAGCUAGGUAAGACAGUCUGUAAGGAAAAGAAACUAAUAAAAGUAUUCUGUUUUUGUCAGUAUUUUUAUUUUUCAGAAAAAAAGCCCUCUUCAGAGAUCUCCCCUCCCCUUGGAAUAAUUACAAUAUUGAUAAUCUCUUGAAAACAAAAAUAUUGCUGAUGGGCCAAGAAAGAUGGGCAAACAAAAACACGAGCGUUCUGCCCCAGUGUAAACGGUGCUGUGCACAGAAUGUCCUUUAGUGAUUGAGGGGGAAAUGAAAAGUAGCCUGAGUCCUCACAUAAAUCUAGGAGGACACUUCCUAGGACAGGGAGCAUCUCCAUAGUUAGGCUGGUUGGGAUUACAACACUGCCUCUUAGGGAGUUUCUCGUGCAGUGUUACUAUUGUCAUGGCCGGUGGACUUUGAAGUUGACUAGGCCUCAGGCACGGCAGAGCAGGGCCGGAGCGGCAGCUGGGUUGCUAGAGGUAGAUGUUCCCAGUGCAGGUCCAGCGAAUAGAGUCAGAGGCCGAGUAGUUGCCUUUUCUUUUGAUGUCAGAAAAGUAGGAUGACUUUACACUGUUGGUAAAUUUCAAGUGGCUUCUAAUUUUUAAAAGCCUAAGUAUUGACUAGGUAAGAUAUGCAUGGAUUUGUUUUAAACUAAAUAGCACUCCUUUUCAUAUUUAAAAUAGGAUUCAGUAUUUAACGUCAACAGUAUUAUAUUUUAGUGAUUUAUUUUGGUCAUGAUAACUUACUAAACUGAAUUAGACUUCUUUUGGUAGCUUUUUAGAAAUAAUUUCAAGGGCUGGAAAGUAUUACUAAAAGGGAUAUUGUACAUUUCUGACUUAUUAAUGAGAUUAUAAACUAAUUUUGACAUCGUUCAAUACUUAAUAGGAAUUUCUUACAAGAUGUUUUAAAGGAGCUACUUUUUUGGAUAAAGUAAUCUUCCUUGAAAUAGUUCAUUGAGUAAAAUACUGGCCGAGAAGUAGGACUACACUGUUUACACAGCAUAGUUCAGCGCAGGCACAGUUUAGUUUGGAUUGCAACUAUGGCAACACACAGUCCUCGUGACCUUGCUCAUUCAGACCCUAUCCUUUGAAACUGCCAGGAACUGUAGCACUUAGCACCAAAAUUAAUUCUAGUUGUUUCCCCAAAUAUAUUUUGAAAUUUAUUUUCAUUGUUCAGAAAACAAGAGAUACUAUUUGGGAUAAAGAGUAAAACUUCUGAUUUCACCUCAAAAUGUCAUUGCUGUGUGUAUCAUGUAUUUAAUCAUGAAGAGGUAAAGAUUUUGAAGUUGUUAUUUAAAAGAAAUUUUGACUUAGUAAGAAUGUGGUUUCCAAUCACUAACUCAUUAACAUCAUCAUUGCCACUACAUGCAGAGAGAACCUUUUGUGCCUUUCUGCCUGCAGGAAGCAUUCAUUUCUAUGUUACAUGAGCUGUAAGAAUGUUGAAAAGUAUUGCACCUGUUCUUCUGUAAAUACACUUGAAUAGGAUUUUUUUUUAACAAGGAGCGGUUAUUUUCACUUCUAGGGAUAUAGAACAAACAUGAGCAGGGUAUCAGACAUACAUGUCUUUUCCCUGUUUGGUGAGCAGGAAACUUCCUUGGGAUGUACUCGUUUGUGUGUGGUUGUGUGUACAUAGAUGUAUAGUUAUUUAAAUAAGUAAGCAAAAGUGAACAUCACACUGAUGUGAUGAUGAGAAACAGUAAGGUGCUAGGUGGUUACAUGAAAAGCACAGCUGAGGGUCUGUCAGUCACAAUGACUGGUGGUUUUGUAAACUAGGUUCAGUUUUUGAACCACUCACAAUACCUCAUGUGUAAAUACAGUGGUCAUGAGUUAAUGGAAAUACAGUUAUUGUAAAAAGAAUGUGAAGCCACUGGUUGGCUUAUAUGCCUUCUGACCUAUUAUUCUUGCCUCUUUUUUGUAAAGGGGCUCUUCUCCCCUCCCCCCACCCUUUAUCAAAUAGGGUUUACAGCUAGAAUUUUGAAUGCCAAAGUUCUAUUUAUUAAACAAAAAAGUUUUCAAUGUUAAUGGCUAGUAUUUUUCCACUGGAAAAAAUUUGUUUGUUGGUGUUUGAAUUUGUAUUUACAGAGAAAUAAAUUUUUUAUAAAAAGA
Molecule: messenger RNA, 6856 nt
Organism: Echinops telfairi (small Madagascar hedgehog)
Lineage: Eukaryota; Metazoa; Chordata; Mammalia; Afrosoricida; Tenrecidae
Gene: CEP85L
Product: centrosomal protein 85 like
Exons: 13
Coding region: 1-2403 (800 amino acids)
Cellular component (GO): centrosome
Source: RefSeq, a predicted model, not a curated record